GGAUGAUGAUUUCUCUUCUUCAUCGGCUGCGGAAGAGCUUGGGUUGGGAUUGGAUGUCGCCAGCGACAACCGGCCAGCAGUGCUCGUAGUGUGGAAGGCAUCCCGCGUUGCUCCACCAGCAUGGUGAUGCAUGGAUGUGUGCGCCAUCUCGUCGGUCUGCAUCAUGGACGAGUCGUUGUUGUUGUGAUGCGCAGAGGGUUCGCCGCUGCUACUCCUGUGCGCGCUGUGACCAUGCAUCGCCAUCUUCAUGGCCGUAGAAUGUGCAGCGCCUUGUUGUUGUUGUUGUUGUUGUUGUUGUUGUUGUUGUUGCUGCUGAUGCAUCAUGGCGCGGACUGAGCUGUUGCUGCUGCCCCGCCAGUCUUGUCCUGCGUCCUCGUCAUCAAUCCCCAUGCGUCGUCGUCUCCGUCCAAAGACCAGUCCGCUCCCAUCGUCAUCGUCAUCGUCAUUAUCGUCAUCGUUGUUGUCGUCGUCGUCGUCGUCGUCGUCUGUGCUCGAGUUGUCUGCCUGCUGCGCCCACAACAGCGAGCGCUCGCUGAUGCGCUUUGGGAACGGCGGCGCUGACGAGCAAUUGAUUGCAAGCUCAGCCAACGCAGCGGACGGCGCCGUGCUUGCAUUGCGUCGCAACAUGAACAAAACAAUCCAGCCUCAGAAGAAGAGGAAGAACAAGAAGAAGAAGAAGGAAGAACAAGGAAAAAAAUGAUCUAAGAACACACACCCAAAAGGAAACACAAGGACGGAAAAAUAGAUCUAAGAAUAAGAGCAAAGAAAACAAAACAAAAAAAAAAAGUUGACUGAGAAAACAAAAAAUGGUUAAGCUUUUGCAACGUAGAUGUACAGGAAAUCCACAAGUCCUUCCAUUGACCAGAAUCACCUCUCCAAGCAUGGACUGGAGCACCUCAACGCUCAGCCCCAGCGCUCCUCGCUCGGCAGUCCCAGCGCGCUGCUGCAUCCUCCGCCAGCACAUCCAAUGCAAAGCCAGCCAGCUCAGCACAGACCCAGCAGCAGACGACGGCAGCGGCGAUCGCAGCGGCAGUGCCAAAGACGCCUGGCAUGGCCGAGUUCUUUGAGAGCCAGGCUGCGCGCGACGUCCCCUUUGACGGUCGCAGGUGGUCAACGCAGGAGCUGCGUCUGAAGAGCUUUGAGGACCUCCACAAGCUCUGGUUUGUGCUGCUCAAGGAGCGCAACCUCCUCCUCACUCACAUGCACUACGAGCGCUCGCAAAACCGCGCAGUGCCCAGUUAUACUCGUCGCAUGCAAAUGGUCAAAAAGUCCAUGGGUGGAAUCAAGCGUGUCAUCUCUGAGCGCGAAAUUGCAUUGAACAUGGCAAAGUCAGCACACGGUCUUGCAUUCAAGCGCACAAGGAUUGCAGCGGCAGCACCCGAGCGCGACGACGAGAAGGUCCGGUUCCAGCCUUUGAUCGAGGAGCGCACUCGCAUUAAGGCUUGGCAAGUCAAGGACAAACCAUCGAUGGCUCACUUGGAAGAGGCCACCGAGAAAACAAUGUCACAUCUCGAAACCAUCCGUGCAGCACUCGGUGCCCACGGCCGAAAACUGUCGUUGCGACAAGCAUUGCUCCGUGGUGCAGCUAUCGCGACGCUGCAGCAUGUUACGGGCGUUCCAGCGUCAGCGCCUGCUUCCAGCCCUACUUCUGACACUACCACUGAAACCACAUCCCAGGCACCACCACCAUCAACACAACCAUGA
Messenger RNA from Capsaspora owczarzaki ATCC 30864, 1704 nucleotides. RefSeq lists its product as hypothetical. Gene Ontology annotation, molecular function: structural constituent of ribosome. The record is from RefSeq and is a predicted model, not a curated record. Gene Ontology annotation, biological process: mitochondrial translation. Lineage: Eukaryota; Filasterea; Ministeriida; Capsasporidae. The coding region runs from base 1051 to 1704 and encodes 217 amino acids. Gene Ontology annotation, cellular component: mitochondrial ribosome; mitochondrial large ribosomal subunit. The transcript is spliced from 5 exons.